Trematomus bernacchii (emerald rockcod) is the source of this 2323-nucleotide messenger RNA. Its product is annotated as LIM/homeobox protein Lhx8-like. The record is from RefSeq and is a predicted model, not a curated record. Gene Ontology annotation, molecular function: DNA-binding transcription factor activity, RNA polymerase II-specific; RNA polymerase II transcription regulatory region sequence-specific DNA binding. Gene Ontology annotation, cellular component: nucleus. Lineage: Eukaryota; Metazoa; Chordata; Actinopteri; Perciformes; Nototheniidae. The transcript has 9 exons. Gene Ontology annotation, biological process: regulation of transcription by RNA polymerase II; neuron differentiation; forebrain neuron development. The coding region runs from base 450 to 1469 and encodes 339 amino acids.
GCAUAAAGUUGUGAUUUGAUAUUGAAUUAUGCUUUUCGGUUAUUAUCCCGAUAGGCCUAUACGUUGCCUUCACUCACAAAAAAAAAGUUAUUAUUUAUAUCAUUCUUCAUAUGAACCAUAUUUAGACAAGUCAACCUUUGCUGAUAUUUGAUCACACAGUUUAAUAUAGGUUAACCCUAAUUACACUCGUUAUCCUUCGUUACAAUAGCAGAAUCACAGGUGAAUUUCAUUUCUUUAAAAAUAAAAAGUGUAGGCCUACAGGUGAAUACUGUGAGAACACACCGCACCGUCACUUAUAAAAGCCAGACGUUGAACACACCUGCAGCCGGCUAAUUACUCUUAAUCAUGUGCACGUGCGCGGCUCAUCAUAAUUAGUCAGAUCUCGUUCCGCUGUUAGCGUGGCCGGUGGUAGGAUUUGCUAAUUGUAGCACACACGACUCGUUGACAGCAUGUCGGAGGAUGAAAGGAGACAAGCGGAGGCUGUUUUCACUCAGCUACAACAAGGAGAUAUUUAUGUCGACACAGGUUCCUCUGGGCCUGAUGAUUUUUUUGAGGAGGACUCCUACUCUCCGUCCUCCCUCUAUUCGUCCUCCUCGGCCUCCUUCCCCACUGUGACCUCCCUGCAGGGGAAGACCCUGUGCACCUCCUGCGGCCUGGAGAUAGUGGACAGAUACCUCCUCAAGGUGAACAACUUUUGCUGGCAUGUGCACUGCCUCUCAUGCAGUGUGUGCAACACGUCACUGGGGCGACACGUGAGCUGCUUCAUCAAAGAUAAACAGGUUUUCUGCAAACUUGAUUACUUCAGGAGGUACGGGACCCGCUGUGCUCGCUGUGGCCGGAACAUCCACUCCAGUGACUGGGUGCGCCGGGCCCGGGGCAGCACCUUCCACCUGGCCUGCUUCUCCUGCAUCUCCUGUAAGCGCCAGCUCUCCACCGGGGAGGAGUGUGGAGUGCUGGAGAAUAGGGUCUUCUGCCGGCCACACUACGACAUCCAACGUGCUAAGGAAAAUGAGCAACCGCAAGUGGAGGAUGAGCUGUCGGUGAAAGACGAGGCCAGCUCCAUGCCCCGGCCGGCUAAGAGGGCCAGGACCAGCUUCACUGUGGACCAGCUACAGGUAAUGCAAACUCAGUUUGCUAAAGAUAACAACCCAGAUGCCCAGACCCUCCAGAUACUGGCAGAAAGUACUGGUCUCAAGCGCAGGGUCGUUCAGGUUUGGUUUCAGAACUGUCGAGCUCGUCAAAAGAAAUACAUCAACCCACAUUCCUCCUCCUCAACCUUUAUGGCAUCCUUUGCUCCUGGUCAGCUGACGCCACCUAUGAUGGACGAUCUGCAAUACACAACCUAUAUUUCCCAGGAUGCACCCCUCCUCACUACACUGACCUAUAUGGAUGUUCAAAAUCCAGACCCACUUCUGCUUCAGCCUCUCACGUCUCAUUCGCUGACGCAUCUACCCGUCAGCCAUGCCUGAGCUACAGCCCGCCUCUCAGAAAAUGGAGAAAAAAUGAUUGGCUGAUUGGAAGAUAAAGAGCAAAUUGUUACUCUUUCAUAAAAAAGUCCUGGGGAUUGAAUUACUUUGUUUUAUAAACUGUCCAAAGAAUCAGUUAUUAAGUCAAACAAUUUAAAGUUUCACUGCCUUCUAUGUGAGCAAAAAAUAACCUGUUAUGUCAACAAAUUAAUUUAAUGGAAUCACACAGAAACAGGAGAGUUUUGACAAAAUAUGGUAAUAAGUGAGAUGAAACCUUUGUUAAUAUGUAUAUGCUGUGUUUUUCUUUGUAUUUAAUUUAUUUGAAAAUAAUUGUGAGAUAAGGCACUUUGUUGUAAGAAGAUAUAAAGCUAAGUAAGGAUAUGGUUUUCAGUUCAAUGUUUAUUUAAGGAUGUGUUUGAUGAUAAUAAGAUUGUUAGUUGGGCAAGUACAAGAAAGAGAAGCGGGUUGUUUUCCUUGUAAAGACUUUGUUAGAAAAGCUCUCUGCUUUCCACUUGGAAGUGUCAAAGGCUGUUAUUCUCAAAACAUCCACAUGUCCUAUUUUUGAUAAACAACAUUUCUUAAGAUGCUUUUCAGUAGAACAUGCGGUAAACACAGAUAAAAACAAAACAAAGCAAUGUGUAAAUAUUUCCUUAGAUUGGGAAUGUUAGACAGAAGCCAUGUAUGAACUGCACACUGGGAAUAGAUGCUUUCACAUUUGAUGUUUAAGAUAAUCUAAAUUAAAGUUCAUGGCUGCAACAAAAGACUUUGUUCAUAUAAAUCAUAUAUAUCACUGUAACUGAUUGUCAUUUCAAAGAUGGUGUGAUACAAAUCUACCCAUGUGGGCUGUGUAAAACUGA